UGUUUUUUUUUCGUGCAGUCGACAACUAACAGCUGAGGUCAGAACUAUCGUGUUUCAUUGUUUGCUCAUCUCUCAUCGUACCUGUUUCUUCUUCAUUAUACAAUCAGCCAUGUCCGCCACGUGUUUGACUUCCGGGAGCCAACAUAAUCUCAACGUGCCGGUUAUUUCCAGUGCUACUAACAAAGGUGCUGGUGGUGAGAAGGCGAAAUUUUUGACGCCGACCUUGCGUCGUUCUCCCACAGGCCGAUUACCUCAUUCGUCUGGAAAGAUUCAAAGUGUCGAUCGCAAUUCACUUCGGGUGCCAUCGCCGUUCGCCCACCAACAACGUCGCAGCAGCCCUUCGUCUCCUCGCAGUGUUAACAUUCAAGACAGGUUGAUUCCAUGUCGCUCGCAGACGGAUAUGCAGCUGGCUCAACAUCUUUUGUCACCCCUGUCACAUCGUGCCGGCGAUCAUGACGACUCUGAGCAACAGGACAGCUCCCGCCAAGUCACGCGAAUUCUCAACUUUGGCACUAAAGUUGUGAAAGCGAAACCAUUCAGCCUCGUUACGGCCUCUUUGGCUUGUGGUACGACUCCUAAACCCAAAUUUAAAAUCCCCACUAAACCCGAUCGAGUUAUGGCUGCCCCGGGGACUUUUCUCGACUGCGGUUCCCAGAGCGCUCACUGGGCGCCAUCGGCCAGUUUGGUGGUGGCCUUAGAAACGGGCGUUUACGUCUGUCAAAUCAACGAGGACUCUAACGUGACCGAAAUUUGCAACAACAACCAGACUCCGGAAAAUCCAUUCUGCCAAGUUAUUUGGGAUAGCGCUGGUGAAUCGGUCGUCUGCGGGAAAGCGGGUGGUGAAAUACAAAUCCGCGAUCUGCGCACACCCCUCCGUCAAAUCAAGUGGCAGAUGUUGUCCAACCACGCCAUUCGAUCGAUCGCACUAGAGCAAGAUCAGCUACUAACCUGCGGCACCGUGAGCCACGGGGUUCGGAUUUACGACCUCCGCCAAACGGGUGGGUCCAGUGAACCCAUUUUAUCGUUGGGAUCGCGUACCAGCGUCAACAGCCUCUCCUGGUCCAUCAACGGACAUUUACUGGCUGGCGGCUGCGAGUCUGGACAAAUUUACUUGUGGGAUGUCCGCCAGCCAUCAAAUGAAAUCAAAAUUUUCAAAACCCAAGACAAAAACCCCAUCCAAGUCGUGAAUUGGUGUUCCUGGAAAUCCAGUGUUCUGUUUAGCGGCUCCAGUUUCCCAAAGCCCAGCAUCUGCCUUCACAACACAGCGACGGGAGUGUUGAUUGGCGACUAUGAAUGCGCAUCAGAAGUUUCGGGGAUCCAAUUCAACGCUGAUCUGAAACAAGUUGCCACUUCACAUCAUUCGUGUCUACCCGAAGCGGCGGCUACUGCUGCUGCUGCGACUCAUAUUCAUGGUGCAGAAAGCACCGUUCAGCUCUGGCAACUGACUUCUAACAAAUUGAAUCCCAUCCUGCAACUAGACCAGCACGAAGAUGGUAUUGUCAGCAUGGCUGCAUCCGUCAAUGGUUGUCAAUUGCUCACCAUGGGCGGCGAUGAGUUGCUGUGUUUAUGGCACUGGAACGAAACCGCCCAUCAUUCAAAUGCAAACAAGGCGGGGUUCCAGACCGCUCGUAGUCAAUUGAAUGCAUGCGACCUUAUUCGCUAGUCCUACAUUUUAUCAAACAAAUUUUCUUUUUCAACCAACAAAUUAUUUCAAUUAAUUUCAAUCGUGUCAUUUUUAAAAAGAUAUAUUCUAUUGUAAGUAAAAAAUACACUGAGGUAGUUAUUUAACAAAACAA
Molecule: messenger RNA, 1796 nt
Organism: Daphnia pulex (common water flea)
Lineage: Eukaryota; Metazoa; Arthropoda; Branchiopoda; Diplostraca; Daphniidae
Product: protein FIZZY-RELATED 3-like
Exons: 10
Coding region: 110-1663 (517 amino acids)
Biological process (GO): anaphase-promoting complex-dependent catabolic process; positive regulation of ubiquitin protein ligase activity; positive regulation of anaphase-promoting complex-dependent catabolic process
Cellular component (GO): anaphase-promoting complex
Molecular function (GO): ubiquitin ligase activator activity; protein binding; anaphase-promoting complex binding
Source: RefSeq, a predicted model, not a curated record